Molecule: messenger RNA, 6362 nt
Organism: Xyrauchen texanus (razorback sucker)
Lineage: Eukaryota; Metazoa; Chordata; Actinopteri; Cypriniformes; Catostomidae
Product: protein kinase C theta type-like
Exons: 20
Coding region: 549-2708 (719 amino acids)
Biological process (GO): protein phosphorylation
Molecular function (GO): ATP binding; diacylglycerol-dependent serine/threonine kinase activity
Source: RefSeq, a predicted model, not a curated record
AUACACAUCAGGGAUGGCAUGAGGUAUGUGAUGGAGAAGGGGCGGCAGUGGGCAGAACUGUGACCGUGAAACACACACACAUACACGCACCCACGCGUGACGUGAACACUCUAUCUUCUAGAGAAGUUCUAAAUACAGACAGACUUUCCAAAUCUGAUGUAAACUGCUUUGGAGUAGUUUCUUCACAGUUCAUAACUGUGUUUCAGGGAUUGAUCACCAUCAAAUUUGAAUCCCACCAACAUCCCUUCUAAAACAACGUUGAAAAACAGGAUUGGUGAGAUAAACACUUCAUCUGAGGAGAUACUUGUGGGGGACCAGUUGGACAAAGAACAACUUUUCAACACUAAAAGGGACACAUUUCCACAUUUCCAAACUUGUCCUUACCUUGUCCACUACUGGAAGCAGUUGCAGUUCAAGGACUCAUAUAAUGGACAUCAUAAAUGUCCAAUUAAGCUGUAAAUAAGAGUACAUCAUUGUACAGAAGAGACCCACAGUGAAAUUAAACACCAUAUAGAGGCUAUUACCACUGGAUCUGAUCGUUUAGAGCCAUGUCUCCGUUCUUGAGAAUUGGCUUUUCCAGCUUUGAGAUGGACCCUGGACUAGCCUACCAUGAGGAAGUACUGAAUCCAUACUGCGCUGUUUACAUGAAAGAGGCAGUGGAGACGGAAAAGGGUCAGGUGUAUAAGCAGAAGCGGCCCACCAUGUAUCCCCCCUGGAGCAGCACGUUUGACGCUCACGUCCACAGGGGAAGAGUGAUGCAUGUGGUGGUCAAGGACAAGACGGCAGAACUGAAGACGGAGGCCACAGUCCAGCUCGACACCCUAGCCUCACGCUGCAAGAAAGAGAACGGCAAACUGGAGAUCUGGUUGGAGCUGAAGCCACAGGGUCGGUUACUGAUGGAAGCACGCUAUUUUCUAGAAAGAAAUGAUGCUGCAGGUCAUGGUGAAGAUGAUGGAGAGAGUGAACAGGAAAAAGACGGGAUGUUUGCACUACAUCACAGACGAGGAGCCAUCAAACAGGCCAAAGUUCAUGUGGUCAAAUGUCACGAGUUCACUGCCACCUUUUUCCCUCAGCCUACGUUCUGUUCAGUCUGCAAGGAGUUUGUCUGGGGCCUGAAUAAACAGGGAUAUCAGUGUCGACAAUGCAAUGCUGCCAUCCAUAAAAAGUGUAUCGACAAAGUAAUUGCCAAAUGCACAGGCUCAGCAAUAAAUAGUAAAGAAACCAUGAUCCACAAAGAGCGCUUUAAGAUUGACAUGCCUCACAGAUUUAAGGUGUAUAACUACAAGAGCCCGACGUUCUGCGAGCACUGUGGGACUUUGUUGUGGGGUAUCGCUCGCCAGGGCCUUAAAUGUGAAGAGUGUGGCAUGAAUGUUCACCAUAAAUGUCAGAAGAAAGUAGCUAACCUUUGUGGUAUCAACCAGAAGCUAAUGGCAGAGGCUCUGGCUAUGAUUGAGAGCACUCAACAGGCUCGGAGCUCCAGGGAUCCUGAGAUCAUUGGUCGUGAGGGGCCAGUGGGCGAAGGUCAGGCUGGGGUCACCCGAGAGCCCUCAGGCCACUUACCAAUUUCUCCCCUCACAUCUGCGCCAGCAUUACCACGCAAAGAGCAGCAGACUAUAGCAUGGGAUGCCCCGACUGAGUGCGGCAAGCCAAGCCUAACUGAAGAACCUGAGCCAUUGUAUGCCACUCCACGCAAAGAGCACCGCAAAUUUGUCCUAGACAACUUCACUCUGCACAAGAUGCUGGGCAAGGGAAGUUUUGGAAAGGUGUUCCUGGCCGAGUUGAAGGGAACAGGGCAGUUCUUUGCGGUAAAGGCACUAAAGAAAGAUGUAGUUCUGAUGGAUGAUGAUGUUGAAUGCACUAUGGUGGAGAAGAGAGUUCUUUCUUUGGCCUGGGAACACCCCUUCCUCACACACCUCUACUGCACCUUCCAGACCAAGGAAAAUCUAUUCUUUGUGAUGGAGUACUUAAACGGAGGCGACCUAAUGUUUCACAUCCAGACCUGCCACCGAUUUGACCUCCCGCGAUCCACGUUCUAUGCUGCCGAGAUCAUCUGUGGGCUGCAGUUUCUACAUUCUAAAGGCAUUGUUUACAGAGAUCUUAAGCUGGAUAACAUUUUGCUGGACAUAGAUGGCCACAUCAAGAUCGCAGAUUUUGGCAUGUGUAAAGAGAACAUGGUUGGAGAAGCUAGAACAUGCACCUUCUGUGGAACUCCAGACUACAUUGCCCCUGAGAUUUUGCUUGGGCAGAAAUAUGGGACCUCUGUAGAUUGGUGGUCAUUUGGUGUCCUUCUUUAUGAGAUGUUGACCGGCCAGUCACCGUUCCAUGGACAGGACGAGGAAGAGCUGUUUCAGUCGAUUCGCACAGAUGACCCAUGCUACCCGCGCUGGCUAACUAGAGAUGCAAGGGAUAUUCUUGUUAAGUUAUUUGUGAGGGAACCAGAGCGGAGGCUGGGUAUGAAAGGAAAUAUACGGCAGCAUGCAUUCUUCAAAGAUAUAGACUGGAUCGCACUAGAGAAACGGCAGGUGGAGCCGCCCUUCAAACCAACUGUGAAAUCAGACAGUGACUGUAGUAACUUCGACAAAGAGUUCAUAAAUGAGAAGCCUCGACUUUCCAUCGCAGAUCGCACCCUUAUUAACAGCAUGGACCAGAGCAUGUUCAACAACUUCUCCUUCUUCAACCCUGUUAUGGCCCGCCUCAAUAACCCCUGACCCAGAAACCUGCAUUUAUCAAAGACAUUCAUACAAACAUACUGUGAACAGGUCAUUACCAAAAGGCAAACACUUACCUGUAUAUUAUAACAGCCUCAAGUCAAGCUCAUUUCAUGCCAUGGACAGUGAAUAACUUGCAGAAGAAUCCAAGGAGAGGAAAAGCACAGUAGAGCACACCAGCUAGCUGUAGAAAGUAAUCUACAGAAUGUAAAACAUUUACAUACUUUCAGCAUCAGUCUUCACAAGACUUUUUACCAUUACAUUUAAUCAGUUGAGAGUUUGAGCUAAGAUUAUAAAAUGUAGAUGUACUCAAGCAUUUAGCUUUGUUACCAGUUAUUGUAAGAUGAUCAAGCAAAUAGUUUUCUUUGAUUUGUGGGAAUAAUAAGGCUAAGUCCACACUAAUAUAUUUAUAUGUUUUAGACUUCCGGCCACACUGAGACACUGUUUUUGACAGCGAAAAAUGAGAUUUGUGAAAACGCUUUACCAAGUGGACACAUUUGAAAACAUCAUCUUCGCAUUGUAGUAUGGACAGGGGAAAUGGAGAUAUCUGAACGUGUUGUAUUUUUUGUCAUGUGACGCAGUCAUGUGAUCUACUCAACCUAAAACAAUUAAGAUGGCGGCCCAUGUUGUGGUGGCAUUGUUGUGCCUGCUUUUCACUUUAAAAGCAUUGUUAAAGAUAAAUGUUACUUUGUUCAACAUUCACAUUGCAUUCCUCCAAAGGUUAAAGGGAAGUUUACUUAGAAUUACUGUCUGGCGACAGAACACGAGGACAAUUGCGUUUCAGACUGUACAUGGAACAGAGAUUUUUUUUGCAUGCGCAGUAAGGGGAUUUAAUGGGAUAUAGUUCACAGAGCAUUUUUAAUUCUCUCAUCACUUACUUACUUUCAUGCCAUCCCAGAUGUGUAUGACUUUCUUUCUUCUGCUGAACACAAACAACGUUUUUUUUUAAGAAUAUUUCAGUUCUGUAGGUCCUUUCAAUGCAAGUGAAUGGUGAUCAAACUUUUCAAAUUUGGUUUGAAAACGAAAACACCAUUUUCAAAUGUAUUCGGAUUAAUGUGGCCUUAAUUAAUUUAAGCCUUAAGGCCAAAGUAUACAGUAGACCACGCUGCGGAUCCCUCCAUGCACAGUGUGACACAAAUCAUCAGCAUUAACCAUCUUCAGCAUCAGCAUUACCAUUGACCGCGCACCGCCUAGAUUUUCUUGACUCGCACACGCAGUCCUCGUCAUUGACUGUAUUAAAGAAGUGUCACAAAGCAGUCAUAGUAAGCAUAGUGUCGCACAAUUUCCUAUUCGUUCGCGGUCAGAAAAUUAUACUCAGAAAGGCAACGUGGCCGGUCGAGCGUGAUCUGAUCUGGAACGCGCAUAAACGAAGUAUACCCGGGGCGUUAGUCUAUCAAUAACUACAAACCAGCCUUUGGUGCUAAACUAACUAUCUCCUACUGAGUGAAUGAGUUUCAUUUGGGCUAAUUCUGGAACCCUGUUAUACACUCUGGCAUAUUAUAACCGUUAAAUGUUAUUUUUGUUGCUAGAAAAUUACAAAAUCACAAUUUAGAGUUUUAAACUGUAUCGUUUGUCCACCAGACAUGAAAAAGAACAAUACAUGUACUUUAUUGUCGAUGCCUAUUUCACACUCUAUUAAGUGGCAGUGGAAGGUGGGCCCUGAGUAGCUCAGCGAGUAAAGAUGCUGACUACCACACCUGGAGUCAUAAGUUCAAAUCUAGGGUGUGCUGUGUGACUCCAGUCAGGCUUCCUAAGCAACCAAUUGGCCCGGUUGCUAGGGUGGGUAGAGUCAUAUUGGGUUAACUUCCUCAUUGUCGUUAUAAUGUGGUUCUUGCUCCCGGUGUGGUGAGUUGUGCAUGGAUGCUGCAGAGAAUAGCGUGGGCCUCCACAUGCACAACGUCUCCGUGGUAAAGCGCACAAAAAGCCACGUGAUAAAAUGCACGGAUUGAUGGUCUCAUACACGGAGGCAACUGAGAUUCAUCCUCCGCCGUCCGGAUUGAGGUGAGUCACUUACCCACCACAAGGACUUAGAGCACAUUGGGAAUUCCAAAUUGGGGUGAAAAGGGGAAAGAAAAAGUGACGGAACUUAAGAAAUGUAAGAACGGAAACAGCAUUUGUUUAAAGCAUCGUUUGUACGUGUGUGAAAAGUAUUUAACUUUAGAUCAAAAUACUUGUGCCCAGUUGUACAUCCAUUUAUAAUCAGUCAUUGUAUUGUAUCAGAAUGAAUGUGGUAGUGUCUGUGUAUGUUUAUUUUAGGAUUAUUUGGAAUAAGAGAAAGUUUGUGUCAGCCAGCCAAAGAGCUUCUCUGUGACUGAACAGAACUCGAUGAUGGAAAUACCUUUAGAAAUAACCAGUUUUGUUAUGUGUUCAAUUAUACUGUAUUGAAAAGGCUUUUUAUAGAAACAUGUAUAGUUAGAACAGACUAUAUAUAUAUAGUAUAUCCAAAUGUGUUACAUUAUGUUUAAAAUAAAUCUGUAGUUUACUGUGAAGUUCUGUUACUGUAUGUUUAUGGAAUCCUUGAAAAUUAAUGUGUAUUGUUUAUAAAACACUGAACAUUAGAAAGAAAGAUACUUCUAAUUCCAAAUUCAUGUUGAUUAGUUUAGAACAGUGUUUCCCAACCAAUGUGCUGUGAAAGAUUGUCAGGUGUGCUGAGGAAAAUUAUGAAAUUCCACAAAAUAAAUAAAUGCAUGAAAACAAAAAUUAUAAUACUUUCAGGGAUCCAAAUUCUUCACCUUUCUGAGAAAUUCGCCAUUUUGAAACCAUAAUCGGUGACUUUUGUGAUUGUGAAGAGCAAUGAUUAAUACGUAAAAGUGAGUGAUAUUUGUACAUUAAGGGUAGUCACAUGACUCACUUCAGCUCAGCAAAAUACAUUGAAGUCUGAAGUGACUUUACACAAAAGUGUUUUUCACACUUUUUUUUGCCUCACCAACAAUGUAUUUGAGAGUACUACGCAACAAGAUAGGCUAUAUAUAAAAACUGUCCAAAUUUGUGAAGAGAUAUUGAAUGUCUCAUAAUUUCUUUUAAUUAGCCUAAAUAUUAGCCUAUAUCGUUUUCGAAUAUCAGAGACCCCAGUAAUUGAACUAAUUUAAAUUCACCAAGAAAACACUUAACGAGUCAUUUUAUAACUCUUCAAAGCAACGGCAAGCUUUUUUUCUCUCUUCCAGAUACAUGUUUUCAAUGUUUAUUGUGCACACCUCCCGCUUUUUACGUGGCAAACUCGUAAAAUCGCGCCUCUGUGACGCUUUCUGCAACUCUUGUCAUGUGGAGGGCAAUGCGGCGCUUGACUCUGGGUUCAGCCUCCAAAACCAAAUUAAAACUGCCAUGAGAAGUCGUCUGUCCGAGGCAAAGACGCAAAAUCUAAUGACAAUUACCUCAGCAUCAGUCUCCCUUGAUCCGUUUGAGUACGCACAGGCGAGCACAUAAAGCAAAGUCGAUGCGGACCAGGCGGAAGAUUUGAGUUGUCGAUUGAGUUAUGUUCAGUUCAUUACGUGUUUUGUUAAUAUUUUUAAUCGUAUUUGUUUAUUGUAAAUGUUGCGUUGUUCAUAUUUUAGUGACCUCCGCUGUCACUGCAGGGGGAAAAACAUUCAUCUGCUUCGUGUGUUGUCUCUGUUGUUCAUCUGUUCUCUUCAUAAAUAAAUAUGCAUAAUCUGCUAU